This is a messenger RNA of Physella acuta, 3327 nucleotides long. RefSeq names its product natural resistance-associated macrophage protein 2-like. The record is from RefSeq and is a predicted model, not a curated record. Lineage: Eukaryota; Metazoa; Mollusca; Gastropoda; Physidae. Gene Ontology annotation, biological process: manganese ion transport; iron ion transmembrane transport. Gene Ontology annotation, cellular component: plasma membrane; endosome membrane. Gene Ontology annotation, molecular function: iron ion transmembrane transporter activity; manganese ion transmembrane transporter activity; cadmium ion transmembrane transporter activity.
CGUGAAUGAGAGAAAAAAAGCAGUGCUAGUUUCGGCAAAUCUAGACUAGAUCUAAAUAAAUGGUUUGAGUAUUUCUAUGGUGAAUGUUCAGAGCUAUGGCAGCUAGUGGGGUGUAAACAUUCAACAUCUAACUCUGAGAUAAAGUAGAAUGUCUUCUGAAGAUCAAACUAGACUGGGCCUGGAUUUCGAUAACAUUUCUUCAGAGGAUGAUGCUGAAGAAACCAAGCCGCCACCGGAUAAUGAGGUAGCCAUGUUUGAGAUUUCUCAUGAAUCCGAUGAUGUCAUACUGGACAAGGCUGAACCAGUGUCCAAUGGCGUCAAUGGGAAAUCUGACAAGCCAAUCAGCACUGUGGCGUCUACCUACUUUAACCAGAGAAUACAUAUACCAGACUCAGACACUAGUACAACAUUUAGUUUGCGUAAGUUGUGGGCCUUCACAGGUCCAGGGUUCUUGAUGAGCAUAGCUUACCUAGAUCCUGGCAACAUUGAGUCAGAUCUUCAGUCUGGGUCUACUGCCAAGUUUAAGCUGUUAUGGGUCCUGAUGACAUCCACCAUACUUGGCUUGCUGAUGCAGCGACUGUCGGCCAGGCUGGGGGUGGUCACUGGUCAGCAUCUGGCUGAGGUGUGCUACCAGCAGUAUAGAACUGUCCCCAGGAUCAUCCUGUGGGUCAUGGUGGAGAUAGCCAUCAUAGGGUCAGACAUGCAGGAGGUGAUAGGGACUGCCAUAGCUUUUUAUUUGCUGUCUGAUGGGAAAAUCCCAUUGUAUGCAGGUGUUAUCAUCACCAUAGCUGACACCUUCACAUUCCUACUCCUAGAUCGUUAUGGCCUGCGUAAGCUGGAGUGUUUCUUCUGUUUUCUCAUCACUCUUAUGGCCAUUAUGUUUGGUUACGAGUAUAUCACAGUAGCACCCAACCAAGGGGAAGUAAUGAAAGGAUUGUUUGUGCCAUACUGUGAGGGUUGUGGUUCAUCAGAGUUACUUCAAGCUGUUGGGAUUGUUGGGGCUAUCAUCAUGCCCCAUAAUAUCUAUUUACAUUCUGCACUUGUCAAGUCUCGUGACAUCAAUCGCUCCAAAAGAGGGGAGAUAAGGGAGGCUAACAAAUAUUUCUUCAUAGAGGCAGCCAUUGCUCUGUUUGUUUCUUUUGUCAUCAAUGUCUUUGUUGUGUCUGUGUUUGCUGAAGGAUUUUAUGGAAAAAACGCCACCCAAGUUUAUAAUAAUUGCUUGCUCCACAAUAAUCCUCACUCUGAUGUAUUUAAUACCACUGAGCUUUCUGUUGAUAUUUACCGAGGGGGAGUUUUCCUGGGCUGUGAGUUUGGCCCAGCUGCCAUGUACGUCUGGGCCAUAGGAAUUCUUGCCGCAGGACAAAGCUCCACCAUGACAGGGACCUACACUGGUCAGUUUGUUAUGGAGGGAUUUUUAAACCUGACAUGGAAAAGGUGGCAAAGAGUUUUAUUGACCAGGACAAUAGCCAUCCUGCCCACCAUUUUGAUUGCCAUAUUCUCCGGCAUUGACAACAUGACCACAAUGAAUGACCUGCUCAAUGUUCUCAUGAGCCUGCAGUUGCCCUUUGCACUUUUACCCAUCCUGACCUUCACCUCAUCAUCUGUACUUAUGGCAGAGUUCAAAAAUGGGAGGUGUAUGAAGAUACUGACAGGGUUGUUAGCCCUUGUUGUCAUAGGGAUCAACUUGUACUUUGUUGUUGUUUACAUCCAAGAGCUGCCAGAGCAUUGGGCCAUUUACCUCAGCAUCUCCAUUGCUGUCUUCUUGUACCUCUUGUUUCUCUUGUAUCUUACUUUGUUCUGCCUUGCUGUGAUGGGUGCUACUUUUGUGAUGAAAAUUCCAGGAUUUCAAGACCUUAUGCCAGAAUCGGAAGACUGUUUGACACCACUACUCAGCUAGAGAUCAAUGCUGUGGACAAUUGUGGUUAUGAAGAGAAAUAAUUGGACCAUAAAAUGAUGGAAACUAUUUAUAAAUUCUUGGAGCACCGGACUUCCUUUAACUGUUGUGAUUGGUGAACUGUUUAGGGAAGACAACUCUGGUGCCUAACAUGAUAGGUUCUGUUGUCUUCAACUUAAAUUCCUGUUCUGAGAAGAAUGUUCUGAUAAUCUCUACGCUAUAUAUUCCAUCUGUUUUUAAAGAUGCUCUGCUUCCAUGUUGUAAAUAUUGGUCUCAGAAAGCGUUGUUAGCUUUCCUUUUACCAUGUUUUUGUAAUUGUAUGAUUUUUAAAACAGUAAAACUCAGCUCGUCUUUCAGAUGAAAGCUGAAAAAGAUUUCAUCUUUUGAUUAUCUUCCAUUUAAAAAAAAAAUCUUUCAGAUCUAGUCAAUAAUUCUUUUGCUAUAUUUAAAAUACAAAUUUUGACUACAUUUGGAGGUUAAAAAAUCAAUAAAACUUUGUAAUGUAGAUCUACUACUAUAGACCAUUACUGUAAUUGAUAUUGCAAUGUAAUGUAUAGGCCUAUUGAUUGUGGGUAAUCUAUCGUUUUAGGUACGUAAAAUUGGCAGCGGCUAGUAAUGUACGAAAAAGUUACCUCAUUGUCAAGGCUUUAAUAAAAGUAUAUUGUGAUAUAUUUGUGUCAAAUAUUAUAGAUAAAUGAAUAAUAAACCUAAAUCAAUGGCUAAAUAUAUCAAUAUAGACCAGAAAUUAACUUUAAACAGCAGUUUGCGAGCAAGAUUUCCUAUAUAAACAGCAGCCAUUUGUAAAAUAGAGUUGCCUUCCCCUGAAUCUCGCGCUAUAAGUUUACAAAAAAGAACUUAAACAAGAUGGCUGCUAUAGUUAAUGAGCAUGGUUGCAUCUGUUGGAAACAUCACUAGUCUUCAUUUAUUACUGAAAAGUUUUUAUUCAAUUGUUUAAAACCAGGUACAUAAAUGAAACAAGGAAACAUUUUUGUAUUUUUCAAAACAUAAAUCCUCCUCAAAAUGUGAAAAAAUUAUUAAAAUUUAAGGAGUCACCUGUUUUUCACAUUACUAGUCACGGGCGAUUUUUACGUACCUAAAACGAUAGAUUACCUGAUCGUGAUGUAUUCAAUUGUAUUCAAAUGGUACUUCUGGUAGAAAAAAUCAUAAAAUAUAAAUGUAAAGGUACUGCAUAUAAUUGUAUUAUGUUUUUAUUUUAUUUUGAAACUUAGGAUAAUUGAUCUUAGGAUAAUUGAUCUUAGGAUAAUUGAUCUUAGGAUAAUUGAUCUUAGACUUUACCCUGAAUGGACUGAUUGAAUCUUUUAAAAAUUAUUUUCUUCAAAUUAUUAUUGAAUUUAUUUAAAUUAAUUAUAUUAUUUAAUUAUUUGAAUAAAUUAUUCAAAUUAAUUCACUAGGCUAUUAAAAUUAAUUAAUUU